GAAUGCGUGACAAUCCCAUGUACGUAUCUGCAGGGCCACGCGAUCAAUCAGCAGGUGGAAGUGGGCAAAGUGGUGCUGAGGUUGAAUAUUCAACUGUUAACAAGCAAAAGACUCCUGUUAUAGUCAAUCAAAAUGAUGUUUAUGCAGAAGUGGACAAAUCAAAGAAAUUGAAGGCCAACAAUGGGAAGAAAGACAAAAAAGAAAAGAAAGGCUUAGUGAAAAAUAAAAAAGGGAAGAAAACAGCUCAAGAAGGUGAUUUAUAUGAGAAUGCUACAGAGCUCAUGGAUGCAAAAAAAGGCAGAAAUGAUGAAAUCAUUUAUGAAAAUCCAGAACCAGCGAAACAAACGGCAAAGAAGAAUGUGAACAAAGAUGGGCUUAUUUAUGCUGACCUUACAUUCAAUGAUCAACCUAAAGGCCAGAAGAAGCUUGUUAUCCAUGGACUGGACGACAUGACAGAGUAUGUGCAGGUGGACUUCACAAAGAAAGCUGAACCAUUACCAGAUAGUGAUGACGAGAAUAACACACCAAAAUAAUUAACUACAACUAACUAUACAUACAUUCCAAUGACUUCCAUAUGAUAGUAUUUUUGUUACAUAUAUACAUGUUUAUCAGAUUUUUUUUUAAUAUAUAAAGUAUUUUUGAUAAUUUUAUAUUUUUUCUAUAUUUAUAUUAUACAAAUGCCUAACAUGUUGUUGUUCUUGUUGUUUUGUGAAUAUGCAAUUAUCCUCAAAUUAUGUAAAUUUAUUUGUUCAAAGUAAAUCUGUUACGUAAUAUUUUUUCUUUUUAUGCAAAUGAAAGCAAUAUGACCAUCUAUUUUAAAUAUUUUCCAUUUGAAGUCUAGACAUUGGUAGAUUAUAUAUAUAUUAUAUAUAAAAUGUUGACUAAGAACUUUCAGAAUACUUAAAAGUUGUUUUUUUAAGGCUUCCUAUGGAUAUACAAUUGCUUGUUUAUUUCAAUAUGAACAAAUUAAUUUUCAGACUAAAUGCUGUUAUCCAGUAAAUAUUUCUUAUUUGUAAGUGAGGAGGUAUGUGAGAGUCCAAAGGACAUUGCUAGCUUUUGUUAUUUUAAUCAGAUUUUAUACAAAUUUCAUUCAUCAUAAAAAUCUUUUGCUAGACCAUUGUUUUUAUAGCUUAAUUAUCAUCAAAUAUCAUUUAAAAACUUAUUGACAAUUUA
This is a messenger RNA of Ruditapes philippinarum (Manila clam), 1173 nucleotides long. RefSeq lists its product as uncharacterized. NCBI's taxonomy places the organism in Eukaryota, Metazoa, Mollusca, Bivalvia, Venerida, Veneridae. The record is from RefSeq and is a predicted model, not a curated record.